Molecule: messenger RNA, 1521 nt
Organism: Salvia hispanica
Lineage: Eukaryota; Viridiplantae; Streptophyta; Magnoliopsida; Lamiales; Lamiaceae
Product: putative acetyltransferase At3g50280
Source: RefSeq, a predicted model, not a curated record
GUGAGAUAAUUGUUGAUCAAAAGCAUUUAGAAGAAAAUUGACGUCAAAGAUGGAGAUGAUAUCUUCUUGUCUUGUUGGAAGGGAAAACAAUGAAAUUGCAAACAGCAUCACAAGAUUAGAGCUUAAUCCAUGGGAUUUACGAUUACUACCAAUCGUCCCCAUUCAAAGAGGCCUCAUAUAUCACAAACCUCAAUCCCAAAACAUCAUCUCUCACCUCAAAAACUCUCUCUCCCGCACACUAAACUUCUUUCCGCCCCUCGCCGGCCGUCUCUCCGCCACCCAUCACGACGACUGCACAAAGAGCUACUUUGUCGACUGCAACAACGCCGGAGCCGAAUUCACUCACGCAGCCACUGCCUCCAUCUCUGUCUCCGACCUCAUCGGGCCAAAAUACAUCCCGGAAAUCGUCUACUCCUUCUUCCCGCUUGACAGCCUCACCAACUUCGAAGCCAUUUCGAAGCCUCUGCUGGCGGUGCAGGUCACCGAGCUGGCCGACGGCCUAUUCCUGGGCUGCGCCGCCAAUCACGCAGUCGUGGACGGCACCUCCUUCUGGCAUUUCAUCAACUCUUGGUCUGAAAUAUCUCGCGGUUUGAAGAACAUAUCAAAAACUCCAGUGUUCUCAAGAUCCACCAAGCCCGUAAAAGUAGGCAAUCACCUUACUCCUCGGCCGAUGGUGGAAACUCCUCCAUUGCUGAGGAAGGUCUUCCACUUGGGGAAGGAAAGGUUGACCGAGCUCAAAAAUAAAGCCAAUUCUACCGGCGGAAGUGAUAAAAUAUCGUCGUAUCAAGCACUCGCAGCUCUGUUGUGGCGGACCAUUACGCGUUGCCAGAAAUUCACAAAUAUGAAUAUGAGUAGUAGCCGAGAAAUUUACUUCGCCCUAGUAGUGGGUGCAAGGUCAAGAAUUGGUUUGGACGAGGGCUAUUUUGGGAACGCGAUUUAUACGGCUGGAACUUCAACUACUGAGCGUGAGCUGUUGCAGAAUGGAAUAGGCUACGCUGCGGUGAAGAUCAAUGAGCUGGUGAAGCAGCAGACACGUGAAGCAGUAAUGGAAAACUUUGAAGAUUCUGAGAAUCGGGCGUUUAUUAGGAAAUUGCCUUCGUUUUUCAUCAUCGGAUCGCCUCGCCACGACGUGUACGGGAAUGAUUUUGGAUGGGGGAAGCCCGUUGCGGUGAGGUGUGGAAGAGGACGAGAUAUCGAUGGGAAGAUCACAGUUUUUGCAGCGGCUGAAUGUGGCGGCGUCGAUUUGGAAGUUAGUCUUGCAGCUGAGAAAAUGGUGGCCAUGGAAAAUGAUACCGAGUUCACUGCAGCUCUUGCCCAUUGAAUUUGCCUUCUCUCUUUUUUGACCUUUUACGUUUUUUAUAAAUGAACAACAAUUUACAUGAUGUUAUGCUGAAGUUGGACUAUGUCAGACUCUUUGUGAUUUUCCACAUAUUGUAAACGUCUCAUUUUCAGUAAAGAAAUUGUGAUUGAUUGAAAUUUUUGUAAUCAAAUUUUUAUGAAGUUGUUAAUUCGGCCACGUAA